Ictalurus furcatus (blue catfish) is the source of this 1327-nucleotide messenger RNA. RefSeq names its product zinc-binding protein A33. The coding region runs from base 174 to 1259 and encodes 361 amino acids. NCBI's taxonomy places the organism in Eukaryota, Metazoa, Chordata, Actinopteri, Siluriformes, Ictaluridae. The record is from RefSeq and is a predicted model, not a curated record. Gene Ontology annotation, molecular function: protein binding. The transcript is spliced from 6 exons.
CCCCUUUUGAUUUAUUACUCGCACAUAGUCUCUGUCCUUCGAUUCUUUCUCUCUCUUUCUCUCUCUCUCUCUCUCUCUCUCACACACACACCUCCUUUUAACCGAGCCCUCUCUCUCUCUCUCUCAUAUGACGUCCUGAAGGUUUACCUUCCUCGGCUUGCUUCUGACAAGUAAUGUACACCAAUCACAUGAAGGACACGAACAACAACUGCAACAAGUCUCUUCUCAAUGACCAGAAGGAGAAGCUCAUACAGGCGAUUAAGAAGAUUAAGCAUGAAGUUGAUGAAUGCCAUGAAGCAGAGAAAGACACUUAUGCAGAUGCAAUCGAUGUGGAGAAUCAGUUUGAGGACAUGGAGCGGGAAAUCCGAGCGGAGUUCCAGAACCUUCAUAACUUCCUGGAUGAAGAGGAGGACAGGGACCUGGAACGGCUGAGGAAAGAGAGGGACAGACGAAUGAAAAUGCUGAAGGAGAGAGAGAGGAAGAUUGCCACGCAGGGACGAGACCUGGAGAGGGCCAUCGGGACUCUGAACAGCAAGCUAGCAGAAGACGACAGUCCCAAACUACUAAAGGAAAUCAAAGAUCUCCUAAAGAGAUGUGAAGUGAAUUUUGUACGCCCGGCUCCAGUGGACAGCGAGAUUUGCACAGGACAGUUUGUGGGUCCUAUACAGUACAAGAUCUGGAAACACAUGAAGGCUUCUCUCUAUCCAAACAUAUCGUUGUUGACCUUCGACCCUGAGACCGCUCACCCGCUGCUGACACUGUCUGCUAACAACACAACGGUGUAUUUCGAGGAGGACAAGGAAACGGUUGCAGAUGAGAACAAGAAACGUUUCCACUAUUACUACUGCGUGAUGGGCCGAGAGGGCUUCAUGCACGGUCGCCAUUACUGGGAGGUGGAGGUGCGAGGCAAGACCGCAUGGCGCCUGGGCGUGGCCAGGGAGGACGUGUGCCGUGGCGAGAUGAACUCAUCCACCACAGCAAAUGGGCUGUGGACACUGGCGCUGAAGGACGGCUCAAUCGUAGCCUGCACCGACCCCAAGCCCACGUUCAUACGUACCGCCACUCUGCCCACCCGCAUUGGCGUCUUCCUGGACUGCGACAAGGAGGAGGUGUCCUUCUACGACGCUCUCACCAUGACGGCGCUCUUCUCGUUCUCCAUGGAUUCCAUUCUAAUACCCAUUUACCCGUUCUACAACCCUUGCGAUACAGACGACGGAAGGAACACCGCCCCGAUCACCAUCUUCCAUCCCUCGCUCUGACACAAGGAUUGAACUGAUGGACUUGCAGCUCUUUUAAGUUUAACUUAGAAUUUUCUCAGAAAGGCUAU